This is a messenger RNA of Protopterus annectens (West African lungfish), 1659 nucleotides long. Its product is annotated as histamine N-methyltransferase-like. The record is from RefSeq and is a predicted model, not a curated record. The transcript is spliced from 2 exons. Bases 56 to 439 code for a protein of 127 amino acids. Lineage: Eukaryota; Metazoa; Chordata; Ceratodontiformes; Protopteridae.
AAAUGUCAUCACAGGAGUAUGAACAGCAGAUAAAAGAGAAAAAUGACAACAAAAAAUGGGACUUUAUUCAUAUGAUCCAGGUAACAGUGGGUGGGCAUCUAUCGAUAAGAAAUAUGGCACAUGCUUACCACUUCAUAAUGACACGUGUGCUGUCAUCUCAUCACAUUUCAUCAAAGACAUCAUUCAAAAGAUGGGAAUGAAAUGCCAACACUAUGAUCUUCCAUCUGUUAUAGAUAUCACUACCUGUUUCAAUGAUGGUAGUGAGGAAGGGACUCUUCUCUUGGACUUUGUUACACAUACUCUUAACUUCAGCAAAAGUGCACCUCCCAGUCUUAAAGUAGAAAUAAUGAAGUACCUGAGAGGGCCUGAAUGUAGCACAGUGAAAGAUGAAAAAAUUAUGUUUAAUAAUAACUUAGGUGCAGUUGUCAUUGAACCAUAACCAUAGAGCUACCAUCACUCAUGGCUUAUAACUAUUUGUAAUGCAUAUACACCAUAUAUGCAUAUAUAAACAUAGGCACACACACACGUGUGUGUGUGUAGGCAUGAGUGUAUGUAUGUAACAGUGCUGGAAAGCAUGUUUUUCUCUCAAAAUUUGAUUCAGACUAAAAUAUUUAUUGGAAGAUUUUGCCGGACAAUGCUACAAUAUUAUUUUCUUAUUUCUAUAUGGCAAAAAAGAAAAAGAAAACCCAACUGGGAGUGGGGGUAUUCAAUUCAAAACCUGCACUUCCUUUUUAUGUAUAGGGCAUUUUCUGCAAGAUCUAACAACUAAUUUACUUUAUUUAAUGAUUUUUUUAAAUUUUUCUGCGAUGCUGCAAGUUUUAUUUCAGGAUGCUAUUUAAAUUCCUGAGAUUAUACUAAUAAUUAACACUGAUUAAAAAGAAAAACAUCAGGGGAACUAAAAAAAUGAACUAGGCCAUCUGGAAAGAGCUUAACAAAAAAAUGCAUGCUAGAGCUUCAGAUUUCAUAGGACACUACUUUCCUUUUUUUUUUUUUUUUUGUCAGCUAGAGUAUUUGAGAAAAUUUGAAGUGAAAUACUCCAUUGUGUCAUAUUUACAAAAAAAUGGAAUGCAUUCACAUAUAAUUGACAUAAAUAUGCCAACUCUGAGAUCACCAUACAUUGACAAAAAGGGAUUAUUCCAAGAAAUGGUAAUCUUAGACUUAAUAUAUUUAAACUUAGAUUUUCAGACAUUUAGUCUCCACAUUCCAGGAAUCAGCUUUUCUAGUACCAACAUUUAUAACUAUUACCUAGUUGCAUAGUUAUAAUCUGUAGUUUCCCAAAACAGAUUUUGUGCCAUAUUAAAAGUUACAAACCCUAGAACUCCCAUUAUUUUCAGGAUUCUGAAAAUACAUAAGAAUCUUGAGGCUCUGCCCAUCAUCCAACGGUGGACACAAUCUUCUAAAACUUUUACUAUAGCCAGAUUCAUUGAUUAUAAAUUAAAGGAAGUGAGUGGAAAUAUUUUACAUUUAUACAAAGAUUCAUGAGAUUUUUUAACAAGAAUUUCUGAAGCCCAUUAUAAUGAUAGCCUGAUUUUCAUUACUACUGAUGUCGUGUUUUUUUUUCUGUCACUCCCCAUAACACUUUAUUGAAAUGGUUUUAUGAUUUUUGGUGUGACUAUAGUUCAUUUGACAACAAUAUGAUUAAAGUUUUGAGGGACUUGA